AUGUCUCUCGGCCUUGUCUCCUUCGCUGGCGAGGUCAACGUGAGCGCGGUCCUUGCGGCAGUCAUCGCCAUCUCUCUCGUGUAUCUGGUGUAUUUUCUGGACGAGAAACCAUACAAAGGUUUUCCCGUCAUCGGCCUCGACAAGAAUGGCUUUUUCAAAAUGGCCAAGGCAAGAGCCGCCUGGAUAGUCAACGGCUGCGAGAUAUUGGAGCAGGGAGCGAAACAGUUCUCCGGUGCUUUCCAAGUAAUCACCGCUAGCGGGCCAAAGAUCGUCCUCCCCAACCGUUACGCCAACGAAAUCAGGAACAACCCUCACAUGAGUUUCGGGAAGAUCAUCACCCGCGAAUUCUUCUCCUGCUACCCCGGCUUCGAGCCCUUCGACACCCUGAAUCAAGACGCCAUCAUCCAAGACGCCAUCAAGAACAAACUCACCCAAUCUCUAACAUUGUUCACGUCCGACAUCUCCACCGAGGUCACCGCCGUCCUCUCCUCCAUCCUCGACGGCAACGCCGCCAAAGAAGACGACGCCGGCUGGGCCGAGACCCCCCUCCGCGCCCUCGUCGCCCGCGUCAUCGCCCAAGUCACCUCCCGCGUCUUCCUCGGCCCGCACCUCUCGCAGGACCCCGAAUGGCUCUCCCUCUGCACAAACUACGCCGUCACCGCCUUCGCCGCCCAGCAGGCCCUGCUCUCCUGGUCGCCCAUCCUGCGGCCCCUCGUGCACCGCUUCCUGGCCCCGUGUCGCCAGCUCCGGGCGCUGACGGCGGUGGGGAGGAGGGUCAUCGGGCCGCACCUCGCCGGCGCGUCGAAGGGAGAGGGCGCCGAGACGGCGGCGGCGGCGGCGGCGGCGGCUGCGAAGGGGGAUAUGAUUGCGUGGAUGGAGGAGCUGGCGCGGGAGAGGAGGAGAGAGUUCAAUUUCGCCGACGCGCAGAUCAUGUUGGCGAUUGCGGCGAUUCAUACCACGUCCGAGGCGUACGUGUGGGUGGUGGCGGAUCUGAUCGAGCAUCCAGAGUACGCGGGCGCGUUGCGGGAGGAGGUUGCGAGCGUGCUGGGGGAUGGCGGGUGGCGGAAGGACUCGUUGGCGAGGAUGAAGCUGCUGGAUAGCUUCAUCAAGGAGUCGCAUCGGAGGCAUAUGGUUGAUGCUCUGGUCAUGGACCGAUACGUCGAAAAGACGGUCACGUUGUCGGACGGUCUCACGAUUCCUGCUGGCUCGGCGCUAAUGGUGCAUGCGACCAAUAACCUGGAUGAAAAGUUCUGGCCGAAUGCGAAAGGGUUUGAUGGAUACCGCUUCUUGAGGUUGCGCGAGCGGGCUGGCGAGGAGAACAGGCAUCAGCUUGUCACCACCAGCGCCGAGCACCUGGGGUUUGGCUUGGGCCUGCAUGCUUGCCCGGGACGCUUCUUUGCGGCCAACACGAUGAAGCUCUUGCUGGCGCAGUUCGUCAUGAAGUACGAUUGGAAAUUUGUGGAUGAAAAACCGCAGCUCCGGGCUGCGUUCGGAUCCAGCGUGUACGUCAAUCCAAUGCUGAAGGUGGCUGCGAGGAGGAGGAAGGAAGAAGUGAGAAUCUAA
Messenger RNA from Diplodia corticola, 1563 nucleotides. Its product is annotated as cytochrome p450. Bases 1 to 1563 code for a protein of 520 amino acids. Lineage: Eukaryota; Fungi; Ascomycota; Dothideomycetes; Botryosphaeriales; Botryosphaeriaceae. The transcript is spliced from 5 exons. Gene Ontology annotation, molecular function: oxidoreductase activity, acting on paired donors, with incorporation or reduction of molecular oxygen; heme binding; monooxygenase activity. The record is from RefSeq and is a predicted model, not a curated record.